GAUUAAUAAGGAAAGUAAAGCAGUUAUUUUAUAGAAUGGCAAGAAUUGAAAUUUUUGCUGAUUUUUGGUGAACAAUAGUAAAUUUGAAUAAAUUCACUAAGAGAUUCUUUUAGAGUGAAUGUUAAAACAACAAGGGGUUCUGAAAAGACGACAUUCUAAAUUCAAAUUUAAGGAAAAUGAUUAAAUGAGAGCUCUAUAAGUCACUGCAAAUAAAUAUAUAAUUUAUUUGCUGCAACUUUAAGAGAGGCAUAUUAAUUGUCUCGAUUAAACAUCAUUUAUAGAUUCAAAUUAUAAUUAGAUGUUAUCAGAUGUAACAACAGAAUUUUGAGAAUUGCAAAGCAAUAUAAAUUGAAAUUGAUUGGAC
This is a messenger RNA of Paramecium octaurelia, 364 nucleotides long. The record is from the annotation of a GenBank genome assembly. Lineage: Eukaryota; Ciliophora; Oligohymenophorea; Peniculida; Parameciidae.